Messenger RNA from Bemisia tabaci, 3015 nucleotides. The record is from RefSeq and is a predicted model, not a curated record. Lineage: Eukaryota; Metazoa; Arthropoda; Insecta; Hemiptera; Aleyrodidae.
AUGCGUUGGCGAGAGCGGCGUUCCAGGGUCGUGUUCGAGAUUCCUGCUCACCUCCGCCAACGCAUACCCGAUAAUCGAGCUCCACUCUAUUACCCUGAAGAGCCUGUGGUGCUCAGACCAGCCAUUGACACCCCCAAGGAAGAAGCGGAGAGAGCGGAGAGAUACGCCCGCUGGCCGAUCUACGACCCUCCAUGGGAGGUCACAAAUUGGGAAGGCGAUAUUCGCCCUCUCGCGGGUUAUGACGCUUGGUUCAGCGUUGGAGAAAAAGGUGCUCAAGGCUUGUGUUCGCCGUACCAGCACACCUCCGCCCUCACCUUCCCGACUCCCGAGCGAAGACCUCAUCUUACCUACCCUGACGAGCCUUCGGUGCUAAGACCAGCAGUUGACAGCCCACAGGCUGAAGUGGAGAGAGCCGAAAGAAACGCAUGGUGGCCAAUCUACGACCCGCCAGUGGAGGUCAUUAAUUGGAAUGGCGAUGUUCGCCCUCUCCCCGGAUAUGACGCCUGGGUGGACACGGAAAAUUUUCCCCCCAUAGUUUCAAAUGAAACAGGAACUUCUUUCAACUACGGAGAGGUUCCAAACAUUUCUACCUCAUUUCUCCUCGAACCAAAGGAGGUCUCUACCAUCACUCCUGCCCAUACAAGCACAUCAAAUAAAAUUUGUAAUGUCGGCCUCGAUUCUGAUUUCAGAACACCUGUCGAUUCAGAGGCGUUGAAGGCUCAAGCAGACGCGAGAAAAAAGGCGGAAAUUUUGGAUAAGCAACAAGACGAAGCGAUUCAGCAGCAUGAGAAUUACACUUACCAACUGGCUGUUCGACUCGCUGAACAGGCAGAGAGGCGAAAGCGACAGUACAAUCAAGAAAUCACACAGUACCAUCAACUUCAUCAACGGCCAGAGAGUAGACGAGAAUUCGAUCUGAACGACCCCGAUUACCUCAGGAAAUCAAAGCCGGCAAGAACGUCCGAUGAUGACCCGACUUUGACAAUAUCAUCUGCACAAAUAUUCGACGGAGAAGACAGAUCUCUCGCCGAGAGGCGAAAAAGACAGCAGGAACAACAAAAAGAGUGGCUGAAUCGACAGAUAGAGGAGAGGAAAAAUACUUUGGACACCGAAUUACGCUCGAAUCAUCAGUAUUUCGAGUAUUUACUCGAGCGAAACCGUCGAGCGAUACAACUCGACGCUCUGGAGAAAGAAUGCAACAAACACAUGCUUCAGACUGUGCAACACUACAAUACGAUUUUGGCAGAGCAAAGGAAAAUGGAAGAACAGCAGCGGGAACGCCAGAAAAUUGAAAACGAUCGGGCAGAGAUGACGAACACUGCUAACAGCGACCUUUUAACGGAGCCUUUGGAAGUGGGGUUCAUGAGUGCUUUUGGACCGGGGAGAAUCAAUUGUCCCAUGUACAAGGGAAUGACAAAUGCGAUGAUUCAGAAAAUAAGAGAAACCCAGCACGUUCAAAGAGAAGAGAAAAAGAAGCAGCGUGAAGCUGAGGCAAAAAAUGAAAGAAGAUGGCAAGAUCUGAUGGAAACUCAAGCAAAACAAGCAGCUCAGGAGAUGGAUGUAAUGCGUCAAAAACAAAGGGAGAUGCAAUACAGAAUAGCACAAGAGAAUAAAUUCUUGAGUCAAGAGCAAGAAGAAAAACUCAACAACUUUAAAAAGUAUGUGAAUGUGAAUGUUCCAACAGCUGAGUACUUCAACAAAUUUGGGACAAGUUCUCGAUAAAGAGAUCCUUUGAUUAUUCAUGACGCCGCUUAAGAAUUUCAAUGGGGGGUAAAAUUUGCCUCUGACCGAUUCAUUCUACAAGAACAUUAAAAACUCAUUGAACAUGAAGAUGAACACUGAAGUCAUAAUGCUGGCACAUGGUGAAAACUAUCCACCAAGACAAGUAAUAGCUGAAUCUUCCCUUGUGACUGAGAGCCUGCUUGGCCCUUGGCACUAAAUGCACUCUCAUUCUCUUGAAGUAAUUUCUCAUGAGGUUUCAUCAUCUUCAGGGCAGAAUGAUAGAGAGGAUCUCUAGUUAUGGUCCUUCAUUUUAGACUAUUCCCACAGUGUACCACAAGAGGAAGUUGUGUUGGCUAUCUAGUUCCGCACAACAGCUUCAAAAUGUACUGGUCUUGGGAAUAAACUGAUAAGGGACGUAUUAUCCUUCAUUGAUAUCAAAUUAGUCAUUGUUCCUUCAUUUCUUUCAUUUUUCCAAAAUGUAUUUUUAUCUACUUCAAUUCUAUUUUUGCGUUGACAUGAACACGGAUCAUACUGCUAGAAAGAUGUUAUUUGUAUUUUUGAUGAAUUAUGUGUACUUCAAAGAUUUAACAUUUGAUAAGAGUUCGCAAUUUUUGAAGAGCAUUCCAAAGAGGCAACUCUUAUAAACAUGCUACAAUGACAAAAAGAGGGUCAGAAGCUUGAUGGGACAAAUAUGUUUGGAGAGGCUCUUUCUUUAAGAGAGAAAGUGGUUUUUAAUUAUUGAUGCCUAUCAUUUACAAGAGUAAACAACCAAGCAAGCCAAUUAAGGAUCACUCAGUUUUCCACACCUUCUAUCCCGGCGAAGACUCAAAAUAAGCUAAGGCAAGGAGAUUUAAAAACAAUUUGAUUUCUUAUGCUUGGACUAAUUCACGGAGCAUACAUGACAAAAACAGUUGCACUUCUUAAACCUGGUAAAGUACUGUUAAAGAGACCACGAGACAAAGUCAGAAAAUGGGUUACUUGCAAAUGAAAUGAGAGAAAUAAAUUAUCUUUGAAAAUUUUAUUAAAAUUGCUUUUGUUAGCGAGGUUUUGGAACAAAAUGUAACAGUUAAUGAAAAGAUCAAAAUUUUAGAGGAAUGAGACACACUUAUUGCAUCUGGAUAGUUCAAAGCACAAGGGGCAUGCUUUAAUUUAUCUUAACUGAUAAUUUAAAAACUAAAUGUUAGAACAAAAGGAACUUUAAAAAAAGGAGAAAGCACCCCGAGAUCAUAUGCGUUACUCAUGCAUUCCACCACCACUACUCAGUAGUUUUCUUUGGAGAAAAAAGAUCGAAAA